Molecule: messenger RNA, 3999 nt
Organism: Zonotrichia leucophrys gambelii
Lineage: Eukaryota; Metazoa; Chordata; Aves; Passeriformes; Passerellidae
Gene: EPS15
Product: epidermal growth factor receptor pathway substrate 15
Exons: 25
Coding region: 238-2985 (915 amino acids)
Biological process (GO): endocytosis; endosomal transport
Cellular component (GO): cytoplasm; plasma membrane; clathrin coat of coated pit
Molecular function (GO): calcium ion binding; cadherin binding
Source: RefSeq, a predicted model, not a curated record
CCGGGUUUUCGCUGCAGCUGCCUCGAGCGGGCUCCGGCUCCGGUAGUCCGCGCCCGGUUUUGCGCGCGGCUGCGCUGCCGUGUGGCGGCGGGGGAGGCUCCGGCUCCGUCCGGCGGGCGGGCGCGGAUCCGGCGCCGGGAUUUGCCCGGGGCCGGCUGGGGAAGUUGCCGAAGUUGUGCGGCGAGUGGCGGGGCCCGGCGCGUCCUUCCUGCGGCCCGGCCGGGGGCAUGGAACAGCAUGGCCGCGCGCCUCUCCCUGGCACAGCUAUCGAGUGCAAAUCCUGUGUAUGAGAAAUUCUAUCGACAGGUUGAUUCUGCUAAUGCUGGAAGAGUAUUAGCUUCUGAUGCAGCUGUUUUCUUGAAAAAGUCUGGAUUGACAGAUUUGGUACUUGGAAAGAUUUGGGACCUAGCUGAUACUGAUGGCAAAGGUAUCCUGAACAAACAGGAAUUUUUUGUGGCUCUGAGACUUGUAGCCUGUGCACAGAAUGGAUUGGAUGUUUCCCUGAGUAGUCUUAACUUGCCUGUUCCUCCACCAAGAUUUACUGAUACUAAUAGUCCUUUGCUACUCAGUGGAACAGCAUCAAGUGAUCUACCAUGGGCUGUAAAGCUGGAAGACAAGGUCAAGUAUGAUUCUAUUUUUGACAGCCUAAAUCCAGUGAAUGGACUGUUGUCAGGGGAUAAGGUGAAACCUGUGCUCCUCAACUCAAAACUGCCAGUGGAUAUCUUAGGACGAGUGUGGGAAUUGAGUGAUAUUGACCGCGAUGGAAUGUUGGACCGAGAUGAGUUUGCAGUUGCCAUGUUUUUGGUAUACUGUGCUUUGGAGAAAGAACCAGUGCCAAUGUCCUUGCCUGCAGCUUUGGUGCCACCAUCCAAGAGAAAACCUCUCAGUGUUCCAGGAGCAAUGCCAUUAAUACCAUCUUCAACCAAAGAGUCUCAUCAGUCCUUGCCACCUGUGGGCAUUUUAGCUGCCAAAACACCAUUAACACAGUGGGUUGUGUCGCCUGCAGACAAAAUUAAGUACGAUGAGAUCUUUGUGAAAACUGACAAGGACAUGGAUGGAUUUGUGUCAGGUGUGGAAGCCAGAGAACUGUUCCUGAAAACAGGACUGCCUUCUGCUCUCCUUGCACAUAUCUGGGCUCUCUGUGACACCAAGGACUGCGGGAAGCUUUCAAAGGAACAGUUUGCUUUGGCUUUCCAUUUAAUUAACCAGAAGUUAACAAAGGGCAUUGAUCCUCCUCAGGCUCUGACUCCAGAGAUGAUUCCACCUUCAGACAGGGGUGUCAGUUUACAGAAGAGUACUCAAGGACCGAAUUCUGUAGCAGAUUUUUCUGCAAUUAAGGAACUUGAUACAUUAAACAAUGAAAUUGUGGACCUGCAGAGGGAAAAGAAUAAUGUAGAGCAAGAUCUGAAGGAGAAAGAAGAUGCCAUCAAGCAGAGGACAAGUGAGGUCCAGGAUCUCCAGGAUGAAGUAAAGAGGGAGAGCAGUAAUCUGCAGAAGCUGCAAGCUCAGAAACAGGAAGCACAGGAAACCCUUAAUGAUCUUGAUGAGCAGAAGGCCAAGUUGGAAGAACAACUUAAUGACAUCAGGCAGAAGUGUGCAGAGGAGGCCCAUUUGAUUGCCAUGCUGAAGGCUGAAAUAACAAGCCAGGAAUCAAAGAUUUCAGCCUAUGAAGAUGAACUGACCAAAGCCCAAGAGGAGCUGAGUCGCCUGCAGCAAGAAACUGCAGAGCUUGAACAUUGCAUAGAAUCUGGGAAAGCACAGCUGGGACCUCUUCAGCAACAUCUGCAGGAUUCACAACAGGAAAUCAAUUCAGUGCAGACAAAGCUUCUUGAGCUGAAAGAACUGGAAAAUAACCAAUUUAGCUGGCACUCUCAGCCCCAUAGUACACUUGUUAAUGGAACUGUGGAUCAUUCCAGUCUUAGCAACAGCAGCAGUGAAACUGCAAACCUUAAUGAGAAUGCUGAGAGGGAAAGUGUAGCAGAAGAGGAACAAACAAACUGUGUGUCUCCAAUAAGGAAUAGUCCUGAAACAGCAGUCUCUGUAGGAGAAGAGAAAGAGACCCCAGCUGCAACUGUUACCAAAAAAGAAGAUCCAUUUGAUGCUGAGUCUCAUCCCUUGCCUGAUCUAGUUUCUGAAGCCAGCUUAGAGUUCUUCCAGUCUGACCCUUUUGUUGGCAGUGAUCCCUUCAAAGAUGACCCUUUUGGAAAAAUUGAUCCCUUUGGUGGUGAUCCCUUCAAAGGCUCAGACCCUUUUGCAGCUGAUUCUUUCUUCAAACAAUCCUCCACCGACCCCUUUGUGACUGCUGGCCCUGAUCCAUUUAGUUCUGCAGACAACAGUAAUAAUACCACAACAGAGAUAUCAAAGAAGAAUGACCCUUUUGCUCCUGGUGGAACCACUGUCACUACAUCAAAUGAUCUAGCUACAGACCCCUUUGCCUCCCUGUUUGGAAGUGAAUCCUUUGAAGGUGGCUUUGCUGACUUCAGCACGCUGUCCAAGGCCAACAAUGAGGAUCCCUUUAGCUCUUCCACAUCAGGCUCUGUCAGCAGUGUCACCAUAACUAAAAACUUGUUUGAGGAAGCACCAGCUAAAAAUGAGGAUGUUCCUCCUGCACUGCCCCCUAAGACAGGAACUCCCACCAGGCCCUGUCCUCCACCACCUGGGAAAAGACCUAUCAAUCAAAUAGACUCUUCAGAUUCCUUUAAGUCGAGCGACCCAUUUCAGCCUUUCCCCACCCCAGACAUGCCCAAAGAACAAGAAGCAGAUCUAUUCUGUGAUCCAUUUGCUCCCACCAGCAUCAGUAAAGAGGCUGACCCCAACAAUUUUGCAAACUUCAGUACUUAUUCUACUGAGGAAGACAUGAUUGAAUGGGCUAAGAGAGAAAGUGAGAGAGAAGAAAAAGAAAGAUUGGCAAGACUAAAACAGCAAGAGCAAGAAGACUUGGAACUGGCUAUUGCACUCAGUAAAUCUGAAAUAUCAGAAGCAUGAAGUCUAGAAUAAGAUUAAUCUGAUGUAAACUGUUUUGUCCCUUUUCCUGAGUACCUAACCUAUUUAAAUGUUAAUCAGAAAAUGCAUAUAUACAAGAAACUAUGAAAGGUUUUAAAUUUCUGAAAGUGAUGUGAAUGUUUCUGCUAAAUUUAAUCCUUUUGGUUAUUGUUUGAAUAAUUGUUAAGUUUAGCAUUCAAUUUCUCUCAAGUUUUCAGGAGAGCAAAGUACUUUUCCCAGCUGAAAGCAAAUCAGUUUAAAAUGCAGUUAGAGAGAUUGGGGUUUGACUGUAAUCUAUCAGCAGUUGGUAAUUGAGCAUAAAGUGAACACAGCAAUUAUUCUGUCAAGGCUGACUGUCUCCCAUCAAGCAGUUAGUCACUGGAAACCUUUUCUUCUUCUGAAGGGGUUUUAGUAAUGCCAGAGUUGGAGAGUGCUUUAUUUUAUAUGUAUGCAUAUAGAUUCUUUUUCUCCUCAUUGAAGAUUUUAUGUUGGGUUUAACAUAAUCUUCAUGAAAUCUCCAUCAGAAAGAGUGUGUCUUUCUGAAACAUUUGUUGCUUUUCCUGCAUGAUCAUAGGUUUUAAGACAGACCUGUUAUUUUGUUUUAUAAAGCAAAUUAAACUGAAAAUUCAUGUGCAUUUGCUGUUGGCUAAGGUGACUGUCAAAUUGUGAGACCCCACUGCUAUUUGAGCCACAUUUGCCUGUGAAAUAUGCAGCUGAACUGGCAAGCUAAUGAGUUCCAUUUGAAAUAGGAUUGAAAAUAGAAAGAAAAAAACAGGUAGUCUGAUUUCUAUUUUUUUUAACCACAGUUGUUUUCUGUAUAUGUAAUUUAUUGAAUGCCAACUGAUAGUUGCACCUUAAACUGAAUGAUUUCUGAAUGGUCACUGAGUCAGAGUAGGAUUGAUAGAAUGUUAAUGAAAAUAACUUAAUGAAAAUAACUUAUUGUUCAUUUUGAAUGAAUUCUAUUUGGAAAAUCAGUUUCAUUAAAAUAAUUCCAAAAAACAAGAAUCUUGUGCCCUA